CAAGCUCAGGAGCGGUAACAAGAACAGGCCGACCACCUGGCCAUCAUCGAUCUGCUCCGCGCGUGAUAGCAGCUACCUUUUCUGCGAAGUCAUCAUCGCCUGCUCCGCCUUUCGGCAAGCCGUUCACGAAUCGACUGAACCGCCUCAACAUAACGACAUCAUCUAAUGCUUGGAGAGGACCUGGACGAACAGCACAGGGGGCUCAACGGGCCAUUCGGCCCGGAGGAGGCCGAUCUGGACGACGACCGAGGGAAUCCUCUUGACUUUCAACUUUCCGGAAGUCGAGAUGUUCCUGGUCCUGCACGAGCAUCGGGUCCCGUCCCUCACCUAGUCGCACUUUACCAGGGAUUGAAGGGGAAGGAUCCUACACAGCUGAUGCCUGACCAGGUCAUCUUGAUGUACUACGAGUUGAUCGUCGAUGCGGGGGAUGACGUUACCUGGGAUCUAUGGCUUGCUUUUGCUAAUGCGGCAAAAGGGACACCUGCAGUGGCCAAUGAGAAGGUCUUCAAGGUCACUGAUGGCGAUCUCGUCAAGCUGGCUCCCCCCCACAGAUUCAAUCUGCGGGAUGAUAUGUGUCACCGGGUCUUGUUGAGGAAUGGCCGGGUUGUGCCACGCAUGGCACUGGUUCUCGGUCUCAUGCAACACUUCAACCCGCUACUGGCCGAACGGAUCGUCAGUGGCCAGAGUGUCAGUCCGCAGGACUUGGCCACCGUGUUUCCCGCUUGGGACCGGCACAAGCAGGGGAAAGGCGUCGGGGUGUAUGCCCUGGUUUGUAGCAGGGCGCAUCCGGCGAAGACAUACAUCGGGAUGACUUGCCAAUCAUUCGCCCAGCGCAUCGAAACGCACCGUCAGUACGGGCACGGCAAUCACAGGCUCCGCGCCGAGAAAGAGCGAGUGGAUUUUCAAGACUGGCUUGUAUACAUCCUCGUUGAUUUCGGGCCCGACUAUCGUGGAAGCGCACUCAGCCCCACGAUCAUCAACGCCAUGGAGAUCGGCUUGAUCGUCAUGCUGGGAACCACCCUCGAUGGUCAGGGUUUGAAUGAGAGGGUCAACAUCUUCCAACCCUGUUACAUGAAUGAAAGUCCGGUUUCGCGACGCUGGCUUCGUCAGGCCUGGGAGAAAAUCUGGAGGGUCACAACAUCUCCAAACGGCUUGCGGAUACCUACAGGCUCCAGGGCCUCGGAGGAACAAGUCGGGGUUACUAGAAACGGAAGCCCCUUCGUCGACUUCCUGGAGCGCAUUGGCCUUAGCGGAUGCCGUAGUCCAGUAGGCCUGAUCAAAGCUAUCAAGAUGGCCCUAAAUGGUACCCUGCCCCGUAGGGCGGCCACUAUUCGAGAGCUACAGAGCAAGUGGCCGAUUACGCACGAGUGCUUCGAGAUCAAUAGGCGAGUAACUCCGAAGAUGAGGACGCGAGCGCCGAUAGAAUCGGAAUCGUGUGUGGGGAGAAAAGAGCGGACACGAGCGCCGUACACCGAUGCAUGGAGCCCGACCUACGAGGACAAGAUUCCCGAGGGCGACAGAUGGGUAUGGUCGGAUGAGGCUGGCGGUAUCAUCCCGUUGAUACGUACCAAUGCGCCUGACUAUACCAUCUGGGCGGCGAGCGAUUCCGAGAAGGAUGGGACUGCGUUCGUUUUCGACCCAUCGACUUAGAAGAUUAGCUCUCUUCCCUUUGUGAAGUUGGACAAU
Molecule: messenger RNA, 1686 nt
Organism: Filobasidium floriforme
Lineage: Eukaryota; Fungi; Basidiomycota; Tremellomycetes; Filobasidiales; Filobasidiaceae
Exons: 3
Coding region: 166-1650 (494 amino acids)
Source: RefSeq, a predicted model, not a curated record